AUGAGUGACAAGAAAGAAGGUCAUGAUGAUCCUCAUAAGGAAGAGGAUAUGUUUCUUGGGGGAGAAAUGGGGAGUUUUUCGAUGAAUAACCAUCAUUUCUUGGGUGGUUUUGACAAGGAAAAUGAUGGAGGAUCAGGGCUUCUUGAUUUUGGGUAUGGUUACCUUAAUGAUGAGUACUUUGAGCUCAAACUCCCAUAUCCUGCGCAUGAUGAUACGCAACUUGGUCCCCUAGGUCCAUUCGGUGACUGUAGUGAAAAUGGUGAUCCUUUUCUUGAACUCCAAGAAACUUUAGAAACCCCAGUUCCUCAUGUGCUCCAAAAUGGAAGUUACCACCCUGCUGUUGUUUCUUCCAACGAGGAGGUUGGAGAGGUGGUGGUGGUGGAGAAGGAAGAGGAAGAGAACAACAAGGAGGGGCUUGAUCAGCAGCGGCCUCCAUCUCCUCCUCCUCCGCAAGAAGUUCAUAAUCACCUUCGCAUUAGUUAUACUUCUGAUCUGAAACCUCGGCUUAGAUGGACGCACGAACUCCAUUCAUGUUUCGUUAAUGCUGUCAAAGAGCUUGGUGGAGCUCAAAAUGUUCUCGUAGUCCCAUUGGAUGGUCUAAGAGGAGAAUCUGGAAAUUCUUGGAUUGCACCAAUGAUUCUUUACCGUAAAGAGCCGUUAGUGAAUUGCAAUCAGGUUCAAUCCAUAUAUUCGUGUGAUUUGGUUCCAUCAGACCGAAAUGCAAUGGGAAAAAGAGAGUAUGCUAACAGUGAAGCAACUCCGAGGUCUGUUCAAAAGUUGAUGGAUGUGGAGGGAUUAACCCUUUUCCAUGUCAAGAGCCACCUCCAGAAGUAUAGACAAGGCAGAUAUUCAGUUCGAUACAGCGAGUCACGCAAAACUGCUGCUCAAGGAAUCGAAGGACCAACCAACUCUGUGAACUUGCCCCCAGUUGAAGCAACGAAUCAGCCCAACGGCAAUUCAAAGGCUAAGAAAGAAGAACGAGGGAGCCUCUAUCUGCAGAUUCAGGCCCAGAGGGCUAUACAAAGGUAUGUGCAUGCCCAUAGGAGUUACCUCGACAUAGCAAUAAACAACGCAUGUAAGCUUCUUUCUAACCAGUGUAUUGGGGGUGCAGCCGCACAGAACAGCACAGGAUCAGGAAACGAGGGACCUCUGAUGCCAUAUUUUUACCAGAACGAGCAGAAUGCAAGCUAUGCAUAUAAUUCAAUGGAGGCAGUCAAAGCACAACAUGAUAGCUUCCAAACCAACAACUCCCUUCCAGUCGAGCAUUCAGCAAGUUCAUAUCUGGACGGUUCCAACAGUACACUUCCUGGACAAGGAAGCAAUGCGGCUUGGGCACUGGAUGAGGACCCUGAUGGCUAUCUGAAUUGGGAUGACAGCGAUGCAAACAUCCUAGCUAUCGACUAUCGUCGCUUCAAUCCCGAUGGAGGUGCUGGGACCUCUAAAUGA
Messenger RNA from Dovyalis caffra, 1446 nucleotides. Lineage: Eukaryota; Viridiplantae; Streptophyta; Magnoliopsida; Malpighiales; Salicaceae. The record is from the annotation of a GenBank genome assembly.